GGAAAUCUGGUUGCAAUUCUAUUUGUGAUAUAAAAUCUUAUUUAUAUAUUACUUACAUCCAUUAAUUUGCAUUGUGAAUCAAGUUAAAAACAUCUGAGCCAAAUUGUGCAGGGGUUUUGGUAAUUGGACUACCCAGUCCGACCCACAUAUCCAAGAAAAAGAGCUCUAACUCUUCAUCAUGACGAAUUUGGUUGUCAGUAAUAGUAGUACAGACAGCAGCUCUGGGUCUUCAUCAGACUCAAGUAGCAGUGUAAGCUCAUCUUCAAGCUCAGGGUCUGGUUCUACUAGCUCAGACUCUGAGUCUUCCACCUCUGAUACUCCAGCCGUCACAACUGCAGCAGUGCCUAAAUCUCCACCUAAACCAGCACCAGAAGAACCUAAAGCUAAAGAAGAACCCAAACCAAGACGGCCCUCAAAAGUUAAAAUCUCUUCUUCAAGCGAUGAUGAUGCACCAAAAACGGACAGUCCAAAGUCAAUGCCCCCAAGAAGACGCUGCUCAGCAAAACCUAAAGCAGCAAUUGCAGUCCUGGCUAAAGGCAAACCUUCACCUAGGUUGCCGACGGGGGCAAAGACUCCAAAACCAAUACCGAAAACAAUGACAAAACCAUCAAAAUCAGAUUCUACAUUGAAAAAGAAAAGUAUAUUCUCUCCAGAUAAUAGUUCAGAGUCAGAAUCUGAAAGCAAGUCAUCAAAAAGUCCUAAAGGCUCACCAAAAUCUAAGCGGGGAUCUAGAAAGUCAUUGGAUGAAAAAGAUACCCCUCCACUGACCCCAGCAGAGAAUGAGGAUUCAAACCCAAAAGAUAAUGUGAAACGAAGGAAUAGUAAUAGACCAAAUGGACCCCCUCCAAAGAAGGUGGUGGAAGAGAAGAGCACAUCAUCCUGUUCUUCGAGCCCGUCUUCAGUGGAAUCCGUAUCUUCAGACAGUAACAGUGAACCGACCCCAAAAAAGGAUCCCCCAAAGACUGGAAAAACAAAACCACCAUCUAAUACCAAUAAGCAAGAGACAACUGGUAAAAGUGGUGACUCAGGUGAAUCUGCAACAAGCACGAUGCCCCGUAAACUGACGCGAUCGCUGUCUGCGCGGGUGUCUAGACUGGCUACAGUGUCACGUCCUACACACACUGACACUGAUUCCGAUGUUGAUGAAAAAACUAAUGGAAAGGGUAAGGAGAGCAAGAAGCCGCCGCCGAAGGGCCGGCCGGUCCCCCGGUCGCCGGCGGCCGGCGCGGAGGCGGCGGCGGUGGCGGCCGUGCCCACCGAGCGGCGCUGCCCCGUCGGCGGCUGCGACUCCAGCGGACACCUGGGCGGCGCCGCCGCCAGGCACUUCACCUGGGACGCCUGCCCGCGCUACCACCGCGCCUCGCCCGCCGCCUGCCGCGCCGCCGCCGAGGAGCGCGCCGCCGCCGCCGCCGCCCGCCGCCGCGCCGCCGACCUGCUGCUGCAGCGCCCGCGCGCGCAGCCCACCAUCGACCAGCGCGCCUACCAGCUCAAGGUCAAGGAUAUGCGAUCGAAAUGGAAGGGCAGCCAGGAACUACGAGAGAAAUUAGCUGCGGCUGGCAACGAGGAGAGCACUGAGGAACGUGAACCUAUACUGGAAGGUUUUGCACCGGACUACGAUCUUAGAUUAUUCCGAGAAGCCCAGGCUUUAGCUGCUAUUAAGAUUGAAGAGGAAUUGGGUGAUAUACCCUCUGAUAGAGGGACUAGGUACGUGGUGAUGGGCAAGUACAUGAUGGAGGUGUGGUACCAGUCGCCGUACCCGGGCGAGGCGGCGCGCGUGGCGCGGCUGUUCGUGUGCGAGUUCUGCCUCGGACACCACCGCUGCGCCGCCGGCGCCGCCCGCCACCGCGCCAAGUGCGUGUGGAGGCACCCGCCCGGCGACGAGGUGUACAGAAAAGACAAUUUAAGCGUAUGGCAAGUUGACGGCCGGAAGCACAAACAGUACUGCCAGCACCUGUGUCUCCUUGCCAAAUUCUUCCUGGACCACAAGACGUUGUACUACGAUGUGGAGCCAUUCCUCUUCUAUGUGAUGACAUGUGCUGACAAUGAGGGAUGCCACAUCGUCGGUUACUUCAGCAAGGAAAAGAACUCAUUCCUGAACUACAACGUGUCCUGCAUAUUGACUCUGCCCCCGUACCAGAGGCAGGGUUACGGGAGACUGCUCAUCGACUUCAGCUAUCUCCUAACCAAGGUGGAAGGAAAGGUGGGCUCUCCAGAAACACCUCUCUCUGAUCUGGGGCUGAUCUCAUACAGAUCUUAUUGGAAGGAGGCACUUCUGCGGCGGUUAUGUUCUGCUUCAGGCGCUACGCUCUGCAUCAGAGACCUCAGCAAGGAUCUCGCUAUUGCGUCCUCUGACAUCGUGUCCACUCUGCAGGAACGGGGAUUGAUGAAGUAUUGGAAGGGAAAACAUAUUGUUUUGAAGAAACAGGAGGUGCUGGAGGAGGUGUCGCGGCGCGCGGAGCGGGCGCGGUGCGUGGACGCGGAGUGCCUGCGCUGGGCGCCGCCGGCCGCCGCCGCGCCGCCGCGCUGA
Achroia grisella is the source of this 2527-nucleotide messenger RNA. RefSeq names its product histone acetyltransferase KAT7 (gene chm). The transcript has 10 exons. Gene Ontology annotation, molecular function: histone acetyltransferase activity; zinc ion binding. The record is from RefSeq and is a predicted model, not a curated record. Gene Ontology annotation, cellular component: nucleus. NCBI's taxonomy places the organism in Eukaryota, Metazoa, Arthropoda, Insecta, Lepidoptera, Pyralidae. Gene Ontology annotation, biological process: regulation of DNA-templated transcription. Bases 179 to 2527 code for a protein of 782 amino acids.